This is a messenger RNA of Entamoeba invadens IP1, 315 nucleotides long. RefSeq names its product topbp1, putative. The coding region runs from base 1 to 315 and encodes 104 amino acids. The record is from RefSeq and is a predicted model, not a curated record. The transcript has a single exon. NCBI's taxonomy places the organism in Eukaryota, Evosea, Mastigamoebida, Endamoebidae.
AUGAAUACAGUGAUGGAAACCGACGAGAAAUGCCCUGCAACGUUUUUGCAGGACUAUGUGAUCUGUGUUAGCGGAUACUCCAACGAAGAACGGAUACUGUUGAGGAAUAUGAUUGAGUUUUGUGGCGGAUGUUAUAACGAAGACAUGGAGAGUCGCUCAGUGACUUACUUGUUAUCUAAGAACCCAGCUAGUGAUAAAACAAAACACGCGAUGAGGUGGGGUGUUCCAGUCUUGACACACCAAUGGCUCUUCGAUUGCAUGUCAGAGCGACGGCUCCUCUCAAUCAACCCGUAUCUGAUCAAUGCACGGAAAUAA